GGACCCUUUCUUUUCACACUGCUGUUGGUUGAGUUGCUCAAGAAGUCUGCGCCCUCCAGGAUCAUUUUCGUGACUUCUUUAGCGCACGAGUUUUCAAAGCUGUCAGCGGAGGAACUUGACCAUGAGGUGGCCAAGAACAUGAACGACAUUUCAAUUUACGGAAAGACCAAGCUGGCAAAUGUGCUCGUGUCUAAUGAGCUGGCACGACGGUUAAACGGUACAGGUGUGACAGUGAACUGUUUACAUCCCGGUGUUGUUCAGACUGAUAUCCUCCGAAAUUUGCCCUACGGAUUUAGUAAAAUCGGUCACUUUAUUUACGGAUUUUUU
Messenger RNA from Gryllus bimaculatus (two-spotted cricket), 327 nucleotides. The record is from the annotation of a GenBank genome assembly. NCBI's taxonomy places the organism in Eukaryota, Metazoa, Arthropoda, Insecta, Orthoptera, Gryllidae.